Osmia lignaria (orchard mason bee) is the source of this 1827-nucleotide messenger RNA. It is a transcript of the gene Rad9, whose product is annotated as cell cycle checkpoint control protein Rad9. Gene Ontology annotation, cellular component: checkpoint clamp complex. Gene Ontology annotation, biological process: DNA replication checkpoint signaling; DNA repair; mitotic intra-S DNA damage checkpoint signaling. The record is from RefSeq and is a predicted model, not a curated record. NCBI's taxonomy places the organism in Eukaryota, Metazoa, Arthropoda, Insecta, Hymenoptera, Megachilidae.
GAAAAAAACUUGACAGAUAGAUUUCGAUAUUCGAUAUUCGAGAUUCGAGUGUAGUGAAGUGUCGACGACUCCUGUAAUGCGCUAAAAUAUGAACCAGAGUUAAAAUAAUCUUACUGUAAAUUUUUACAACUUUGUAACAUAAAUAAUCUUUGUAAAGUUCAUAUUUAUAAUUAUCAAAUAUUUAUGUAAAUUAUUAUUAAUAAUAGAUUUUAAAUACAUAUGUAUGAACACUUAUAAUUACUUUUACAAGUCGAAUUGACUGAUGCGUCUGUUUCGAAUUUCAUAUAAUAUUAUGAAUCAGUUUAUUCUUAAAUUAAUCAAGGAUUGGAUAUUAUUUGAUAUUUAGUUAAUAACAAAUGUGGUAAUGAAAGAAGUUCAAUAUGAAAUGUGUUACACCAGGAGCAAAUAUAAAAAUUUUAGCCAAAGCUAUACAUACAUUAGCAAAAAUUGGAGAUGAGAUGUACAUAGAGCCACAAAAAGAUGCUUUAUCAUUUCGCACAGUUAAUAUGGCAAAUUCAGCCUAUGCUGAUUUUACAUUCUUCCAAAAUUUUUUUUCAUACUACAAUUAUGGCGAUCUGCAGGAGAGUGAUGCACUGAAAUGUAAAAUUUCAUUGAGGAGUGCCAUGACUGUAUUUAAAUCUCCAACAUUGAUGGAUAGACAGAUAGUAACGUGCCAUAUUAAAUUGGAACCAGAUGCAUCUGAAAUUUUGUUCAUUCUAAAAUAUAAGAAUAGUAUUACUAAAACUCAUCUGUUACCCAUAUUAGAUUGUGAAAUAUUACAAACUUCAUAUGAUAAAGACUGUGCAUCAAAUAAACUUUCAGUUCAACCACGUGUUUUAGGAGACGCGUUACAAAAUUUUCAUCAACAAUUAGUAGAAAUAACGCUUGAAGUUUCGGUUCAAAAACUUUUAUUAAGAAACUAUGUAGAUGAUAGUUCAGGAUUGUCAAAUACAACACGUACACAACUUGCUCUUGGCAAAGGAGAAUUUGAUCGAUAUGAUAUCAAUAGUGAAACAUCAAUAACAUUUUGUAUGAAGGAAUUUAAAUCUCUGUUAACUUUCGCGGAACUUGUGGGUGUUCCAAUUGGCACCUACUUUGAAGGAGCAGGAAGACCAGUUAUAUUUGCAUUAAAAAAUCCAUCUUUUGAAGCCAAUUUAGUAUUAUCUACAGUAAGUUCUGAUGCUGAUAGCCAAACUGAAACAACAUUAGACGGUAGACAAGAGAAAUCUGUGAAAAGAAGAGGCGAAAGUAAGAAAAUCUCUAGAAGAGCCAAUAAAUCUACAAGUAAAAUAGAUGAUAAAUCAGCUAAGCGGCAUAAAACAUUAGAGAAUGCUACUUCUAAAACUAUACAUCCAUGUUUAAUGGAAAAUAGAAAGGAAACAAAUCAAAGUAUUUCUGUAGAACGACAUGCUUUAUCAGUUAAUAAAUCUACAAGAGAUAAUGCUAAUUCAAAUGAAGUGAGUCAUUUGUUAAAAGAACAAAAUGCAAAUAAAGAAUCUCAAUUAUGUUCUUCAUCAAACUAUGAGACAAGUAAAAAAUCUAUAAGUGGAAAAAGAUUAGUUAGUUCUGUAUUUUCUUCAAUAACAAAAAGAAAGUCGAGCUGUGAUGAAACUGAUAAACAACAAAUGCAAGAUAAUAAUAAUUCUGAUAUGUUAAGAGAUGCAAUACCAAAUUCACCACCUCCACCAACCAAGAAAGCUCGUUUAAUAUUUCAGAAGUGUUUUCAAACAACAUUUGAUCCACAGACAUUACCUGGAUAUGAUAUAAUUUUGGCGGAAGAUUCAGACGAGUGUUGUAAUGAAUAAAUAUGUCUUACAAUUGUUUUAA